Messenger RNA from Saprolegnia diclina VS20, 942 nucleotides. RefSeq lists its product as hypothetical. The coding region runs from base 1 to 942 and encodes 313 amino acids. Lineage: Eukaryota; Oomycota; Saprolegniomycetes; Saprolegniales; Saprolegniaceae. The record is from RefSeq and is a predicted model, not a curated record. The transcript is spliced from 2 exons.
AUGUUUGCCGCCGGCCGAGUGCACCUGCAGCAGCUCCAGUUCAUGAGCCACGCCGUCUUUGCGCAGCCCGAGAUGGCGUCGCUGCUGCGCAAGCUGCUUCGAUGCAUUCGCUACGUGCGCGCCUGCGUCGACAACGAUCUGCGCCAGCCCAACGGCAGCUCCGCGCGCACCAUGGCCGCCUGCGACGCCCUCGUUUGCGACGCUAUUGACGAGUUCGAGGCGCAAACCCGGCACAAGUGCCCCAGCGCCGCCUUCUUUGAGAACGAGCGCGACAAGCAGAUGGCGUGCGACCUUGCUGCCGUCGACGGUGUGUGCGUGGACACGGCCCACGAGCCAUUGCUGCGCGGCUGCAUUCGGGCGCUGCGAGCACUCGAGGAGACUCGCGAGUUCCACCGCAGCCUCCUCGCAGCACAAGAAGCCCUCGAGACGUACCCGAUCGCUACGUAUGCGUAUGGGUCCACGCCGUUUGCGACAUGGCGCGACCUCCUAACGCUGCCUGUCGUCGCUUCGACGCUCCGCCGCAUCCGCGCCGCGCCGCAUCCCGACGCCUGCACGGUCUUUGGCUCGUCGACUGGGAGUCUCGUGCUCUACACGGCCCUGCUCGCAGAUAUCCCUGUCCGCGGCGUCGAGAUUCUCACGUACCUUGUCGAGCAAGCGCGGGAACUCGCAUCAAGCGUACCCCAAGUGGCGUACGAAGCCUGCGAUAUGCUCACCGUGUCGCUUGGCCACACGCGCUUCUUGGUGCUGGCGUCGCAGUGUUGGGAUGCGGCACUCUGGGCCAAGCUCGCGCGCAAGCUCCUCGAGCUCACCUCGUGCAUCGUCCUCGACUACACCGACCGCCUCUCGCGCUGCAACGGCUUUCACCUCGCGGCCACCACACAGGGCAACGUCUCGUGGCAUGCGGGGCACACGUUCUACGUCUACGAGCGUCUUGUGCAGUAG